This is a messenger RNA of Oncorhynchus mykiss (rainbow trout), 2234 nucleotides long. The record is from RefSeq and is a predicted model, not a curated record. Lineage: Eukaryota; Metazoa; Chordata; Actinopteri; Salmoniformes; Salmonidae.
UGUGUCUGCUGGGUGUGUCUGGAGUGUGUGUCUGGUGUGUGUGUAGUGGGGCGUGUAGGUUACUAGGUCCUAACCUUUCUUUCUGUUAUUUUUAUCGGCCCCCACAUCCUGCUCUCUCUCGCUCUAUCUCUCUGUCUCCACCAUUCAUUCACUCUCACCACCCUCCAUAACCACUAACCCCUCCAAACACUAACUGCAGUACACACACACACACACACAACAAAUGUAAACACAUUCAAACCUUUACACACACACGGAUACAAGUCCAUAUCUGCUUCUUCAGUCAAAAACAAACUUCCAGUCAAAUUGUGUUUUGUGGAUAAGGAGGAAGGAGAGAAGAUGACUACUCUCAGAGCAACAGUAGUAGUUUUACUGGGUUUCUACACCUUCUGCCAGGAGACAAGAGCCUCAGUCCAAGGAGCCUCAGUCCCAGGAGCCUCAGUCCUAGGCAGACCGUUGCUGUACGGCCCCUCAACAGCCCUAGAGAAGACUGUAGAAGAAUUCCAGUGUGAAGUUCUGCGUUACCCUAAAGAAGAGUCCAUCCUCUACCAGCUAUUCAGGGAAGGUGACCGUUCCAAGGCCUUAGGCUUCUACAGUGCUCUGUCUGGUGAGAUGGCCAAUUUCCCUCUGUACAUCACUGCUUCCUACGAGGGCUACAUGGUGUGUGUAGCCAGCGUCCAGAACAACACAGUAAUACAACCCACCGUCAGUCAAAGACACCACCUCAGAGUAGUCGACCCAGUCAACGGUGCACAGGUUGUAGUCCAAUCAGGGUCUGUGGAGUUCUACGAAGGGAAGCCACUGUCCCUGCGUUGUAACAUCGCCAAAGGGAACCACGUCUCCUACCAGUGGCUGGUGGAUGGGAAUCCCCUCCCCCUGUCUCCUUUACACAAUCAGACACAGGAACAACUCUUCAUCUACAGGAUGGUGCCCCAGGACAGCGGGGAGUACACCUGUGUUGCUACCAACCAACUCAACAUCACCAAGGUCUACUCCUCCAGGAGCACUGCCAAGGUCAUCAAGGUCAAAGAGCUGGUGUCUGAACCAGACCUCCUCUUCCUGGUCCUGAAGGGAAGAGGCGGGACCUACUUUGCCCUCGUCACGUGUCAAUCACUCAAUGGGACUCCGCCCAUCACCUUCUCCCUCUACACCAGGUCAGAGUUCAUUAGCACGGAGACGGUUGACGAGCGAUUCGCCACGUUCUCUAUUCCAGUGGUUCUAGAUCUCCACAUGGGCUUUCUACAGUGUCAGGCGCAGAACGGAGACAGGGUGGUGUACGGUCAGUGGACGGCCAUGCACGUUGUUCCAGUAGGUGGAGCUGUGACGAUGCACUACGACACCGACGUGGGAGAAAACUUCUCCAUUGUGGGCCUGAGGUUCUACUGUUCCGUGGAGAGGGGAACCUUUCCCCAGUACCUCUGGUUCCUCAAUGGAACUGUUCUAGAAGGCCGUGGAGAGUUCUACUGGGUGGAGAACCAGCCGGAGCAAUCCAUUUUGUUGUUAUCUGUGGGGAGGAGCAGUGCCGGAACGUACCAUUGUGAGGUGUCCGACAGCUUUGAUGACACUACGGUGAUCAGCAGUGAGGCGAGGUACAUCGAUAAAGAAGUGUUGAACCACCUCCCUACCACGGUGGUGGCUGUUGUGUUCGGCUGUUUCCUCUUCCUGGUUACCUUGGUGACCAUCUGUUGUUUCAUUGGUCUGCUGUACCAGAAAAGACAGUGUCUUGUUGAAAAGUCUAUGCUGGAUCUCAAGUUGGGUCUGGAGAUGCACAACAUAAUGGUAUCUGAUGAUGAUGAAGAGUUCCUGGGUCGCCAGUGCAUUAUGGUGGCCGAGAAUGAUAAAAAAGAUGAAGAGGAAUACAUGGAGGAUGACGGAGUGGUGAGAGCAGCCAGAAUCGUUGACUCAGAUCAGGAGGAAGUAGAAUCGACAGAUGAGUGGCUGCAGCUACACCAGGAACUGAAGAACACCUUGGAGGAUGAAAUUCCACAAAAUAACUUUUGAAUUCUACAACCAUCUAAAAAGAAGCGAUUCCUACACAUUCCAUCACAAAGCCCUCCCCUACAGAGAGAUGAACCCAGAGCAGAGGCCCCUCAGCCAGCUGGUUCUGGGGCUCUGUUCACAAACACAAACAGACCCCACAGAGUCCCAGAACAGCAACACAAUUAGACCCAACCAAGUUAUGAGGAAGCAAAAAGAUAAGUAUUUGAAAUACUGGAAAUAAUCACCCCAAAAAA